Molecule: messenger RNA, 1273 nt
Organism: Eupeodes corollae
Lineage: Eukaryota; Metazoa; Arthropoda; Insecta; Diptera; Syrphidae
Product: glyoxylate reductase/hydroxypyruvate reductase-like
Exons: 4
Coding region: 110-1081 (323 amino acids)
Cellular component (GO): cytosol
Molecular function (GO): hydroxypyruvate reductase [NAD(P)H] activity; glyoxylate reductase (NADPH) activity; hydroxypyruvate reductase (NADH) activity
Source: RefSeq, a predicted model, not a curated record
AUAAAAUUUAUUUAGUUCUGACUUCUGUCCCGUUUUCGAGUGUUGUUCUGCCAAAGACCACGCAGCUGUUUUGUUUUUCUAGUACUCUUUUUUUUUAAGAUCUCUAUAAAUGACAAGUCGACUGUUUAAAGUACUAGUCACACAUCCGGAAGUACCUAAGCAAGUGCUUGACACUCUAAAACAAAAAUGUGAAGUAAUUGUUUGCAAAAAUGUUCCGCCUUUGAAAUCAGAAGUUUUGGAAAAGAUUCAAGGAGCCGAUGCAAUUCUUUGGGCACACUAUCAGCCUUUAAAUGGUGAAAUUCUUGAUGCAGCCGGAAGUCAACUGAAGGCAGUAUCAACAAUGUCAUCGGGCAUUGAUUAUGUUGACAUCGCCGAGUUCAAGAAACGCCAAAUGCCAUUGGGGCAUACGCCAAGGGCAGUAAACAAUUCAGUUGCUGACAUUGCUAUUGGACUAAUGAUAUCAGCCGGGAGAUUGUUUCAUGAAGGAAGACGCAUGAUAGAAACUUCACAAUGGGAAACCGAUCGACAUGAUUGGCUAAUGGGACAAGAGAUAAGUGAUUCUACUGUGGGUUUCUUUGGAUUUGGUGGAAUUGGUCAAGUUAUUGCCCGAAGACUUCUAUCAUUUGAUGUCAAGAAAAUCAUCUACAACACACGAACUAAAAAGCCAAAUGAAGCUGAUUUCAAUGCAAGUCAUGUGGCAUUCGAUCAAUUACUAAGUGAUAGUGAUUUUAUAAUUGUUGCAAGUCCUCUAACUCCUGAAACUAAGGGAAUUUUCAACGCAGAAGCUUUUGCUAAGAUGAAACCGAAUUGUGUUUUUGUAAAUGUUGCUCGAGGACAAAUUGUUGAUCAACAUGCACUUUAUAAUGCAUUGAAGAAGAGGCAAAUAUUUGCUGCAGGAUUGGAUGUUACAACACCAGAACCAUUGCCAAGUGAUGAUCCACUUUUGAGUGUACCAAAUUGCAUUAUUCUUCCUCAUGUUGGAACAUCGACAGCACAGACGACAAUCAAAAUGGGAAAUAUUGCUGUGCAGAAUAUAUUGAAUGCCCUUGAAGGGAAGCCCAUGGUUGCUCCAGCUUAUUAACUAUUGAAUUACAUAUUUUUAUCUAUGAAUGUUAUAUUUUUGUAUAGAAAUUGAAUUGUUUUGAUUUUUUAUAUUAAUAUUUUUAAAUAUUACAACAAGUUAUAUAUUUGAAUGAACAUGUGAUUUUUUAAAAUUAAAUUUGUUCAUAUAAUUUUGUAUGAAAUAAAAAAAGAUUUAAGUGCGAAUUUUGAA